GUGCUGGUAAACCGGUGCUCCGUUCUAUAGGAAGCCACGCAGCUGUCGCAUAGGCCCCGGAAGCAUUCCAUUUAAGUAUAGCAAUAGACGUCCGGCCAUUCAGGUUAACCGGACGCUCGCGCUGAAGUUCGAAGAACGCUGCAGCUGAGAGGAGAACGGCGGGAGCCUGGUGUUUUGCAGCAAUUGCGAUCAACGGCGCACAUUUCCCCGUCGGAGCGAGUACGACGAUGUUCGCAGAGGUGUGCCUGGCAGCACUCACGACGCUUCUCUACAGUUUAUACAGAUGGAGGAAAAGGACAUUUUCUGUUUUCAAGGAACUCGGCAUUCCUGGGCCGGAGCCUAGCCUCCUUUUCGGCAACCUAGUUGAAAUCUGGAAAGAUGGCAUGGGUCCGUGCUCAAGCAAAUGGUUGAAGCAGUACGGAGACGUCGUGGGAUACUACAAUGGCGCCAUGCCUGGCAUCGUACUGCGCGAUCGUGAACUGAUUAAGCGUAUCUUCAUCAAUGACUUCCAGUAUUUCACGGGACGACAGAUCAUGGCCCUUGUGUCUAAAAACCUUCCUGUCAAUGAAGUUCGACUCAGCAGGGUGUCCGGAGACGAUUGGCGCUAUCUGAAAAACAUCGUGGUUCCUGCCUUCAAGACAAACAAUAUCAAGAAGGCUUUCGCUAUCAUGCACGAGUGCGUCGAAGAGUGCUUGCGCGUGUUGGACUCGAAGAUCGCGGGCUCCGACGGCUGUGUCGAGGGGUUUCAGCCGUUCUGCAACCUGGCCUGCGAUUUCGGUCUGCAGUUCUUUGCCGGCGCUCGCACGGAUAUACAGAUGGACAACGAGGCCGCCCUGGCCCUGUGCAAGGCGGCUCGCCAAAGCGUCGGCCAGUUCGGCAGCGCCGGGCUCUUCUUUCUCAACCUUCUCCCCGACAGUCCAAAAAUGCACAAGCUUCUCUGCAGACUGCGCUCGAUAUUCAUUCAGUUGCCAUCUGACGAGAUGCUUGACCGGAUGAUUCCCAUCAUCAAUCACAGAAGAGCGAAUCCCGAGCCCGACCGGGAGGAUAUACUUCAGUUGCUGCUCAACUCCGAAAAACAAGAUAUGAACAACAAAGCAAAAGCCGAAGCUCCAUGUGCUACAUAA
Messenger RNA from Rhipicephalus sanguineus (brown dog tick), 1124 nucleotides. RefSeq names its product cytochrome P450 9b2. The record is from RefSeq and is a predicted model, not a curated record. Gene Ontology annotation, molecular function: oxidoreductase activity, acting on paired donors, with incorporation or reduction of molecular oxygen; monooxygenase activity; heme binding. The coding region runs from base 228 to 1124 and encodes 298 amino acids. Lineage: Eukaryota; Metazoa; Arthropoda; Arachnida; Ixodida; Ixodidae. The transcript is spliced from 9 exons.